Messenger RNA from Nanorana parkeri, 5114 nucleotides. RefSeq names its product erbb2 interacting protein (gene ERBIN). Lineage: Eukaryota; Metazoa; Chordata; Amphibia; Anura; Dicroglossidae. Gene Ontology annotation, cellular component: postsynaptic membrane; postsynaptic density; adherens junction. The transcript is spliced from 28 exons. Gene Ontology annotation, molecular function: protein binding. Gene Ontology annotation, biological process: neurotransmitter receptor transport postsynaptic membrane to endosome; neurotransmitter receptor transport, endosome to postsynaptic membrane. The record is from RefSeq and is a predicted model, not a curated record. The coding region runs from base 228 to 4451 and encodes 1407 amino acids.
GGGGGGCACAAGGAAGUUGGAGGAGCUGAGAAAGUCAUUAAAGUGCAUGAGAGGUCAGUCGCUCAGCGCUUGGUUUGUCAACGGAUGUCUGAAUUUCUGGAAUAGGUUUUUGCUGUCGGGCUGAGAAGUGUAGAGAAGAAGCCAAGAAAGGGACGUGUCAUCGGAAUGUUGGCUUUGCAAGCUCAGGGAGGAAACAGCAGGGAGCAAAAAACUGUGAGUGCCUGAAAAUGACUACGAAGAGGAACCUGUUUGUGCGGCUGGUGCCGUGCCGGUGUUUGCGGGGAGAGGAAGAAACUGUGACCUCGCUUGACUACUCUCACUGCAGCCUGGAGCAGGUGCCGAAAGAGAUUUUCACAUUUGAGAAAACCUUGGAGGAACUUUAUUUGGAUGCCAACCAGAUUGAAGAACUUCCCAAGCAACUAUUCAACUGCCAGUCUCUGCACAAGUUGAGUUUGCCAGACAAUGACCUAACAAUAUUGCCAGCAUCUAUAGCAAAUCUCAUUAAUCUCAGGGAACUAGAUGUCAGCAAGAAUGGUAUACAGGAGUUUCCAGAAAACAUUAAGAACUGUAAAGUUUUGACAAUCGUCGAAGCAAGCGUCAAUCCAAUUUCUAAACUUCCAGAUGGGUUUUCACAGCUGUUAAACUUGACUCAGUUAUACCUAAACGAUGCUUUCCUUGAUUUUUUGCCAGCUAAUUUUGGCAGGUUAACAAAACUUCAAAUUCUGGAGCUUCGCGAAAACCAGUUGAAAAUGUUACCAAAAACCAUGAAUAGGCUGACACAGCUUGAGAGACUGGAUCUCGGAAGUAAUGAAUUCACAGAAGUGCCUGAAGUACUUGAACAACUAAGUGGUUUGAAGGAAUUCUGGAUGGAUGGCAAUAGACUAACGUAUAUCCCAGGGUUUCUUGGAAGUUUGAAACAACUGACCUACUUGGACCUUUCAAAGAACAACAUAGAAAUGGUAGAAGAUGGCAUCGCUGGGUGUGAAAGUUUACAAGAUCUGCUGCUGUCCAGCAAUGCCAUACAGCAGUUACCAGAGUCAAUUGGUGCACUGAAGAAGUUGACCACUCUGAAAGUAGAUGAGAACCAGCUCAUGUAUUUACCAGACUCCAUUGGAGGGCUGGUUUCCCUUGAAGAGCUGGAUUGCAGUUUCAAUGAGGUUGAAGCAUUACCUUCCUCCAUAGGGCAAUUUUCUCAGAUUCGAACGUUUGCUGCUGAUCACAACUUUCUGAUACAUCUUCCCCCGGAGAUUGGAAACUGGAAAUAUGCCACUGUGUUAUUCCUGCAUUCCAACAAAUUGGAGUCCCUCCCAGAGGAAAUGGGCGAUAUGCAGAAACUCAAGGUCAUUAAUCUGAGUGACAACAAGCUAAAGAAUUUGCCCUUUAGCUUCAUAAGACUGCAGCAGCUCACUGCUAUGUGGCUGUCAGAUAAUCAGUCCAAGCCCCUCAUACAACUGCAAAAAGAGACUGAUCCGGAUACUGAGAAAACGGUUUUAACCAACUAUAUGUUCCCUCAACAACCACGAACGGAUGAAAUUAUCUUCUCUUCUGAUAACGAGAGUUUUAACCCCUCUCUAUGGGAAGAACAGCGGAAGCAGAGGGCUCAGGUUGCCUUUGAGUGCGACGAUGACAAGGAUGAGAGAGAAGCUCCAGCACGGGAAGGACAUUUGAAGAGGUAUCCAACCCCAUACCCUGAUGAGUUGAAGAACAUGGUGAAAACGGUUCAGACUAUUGUACAUCGGUUGAAAGAAGAAGAGAAGGGUGAGGAAGCCAAUAAAGAGGCAAAGCUGAAUGAAGCUCAAUCCCUCCUGAAUGACACAACAGUGAAGUCGUUGGAGUCUGUUCCAGCUAAGCCCGAGGAUGAAGAAAAGCAAAAGCUCCUUGCCGGGAACUGCAUACAGAAAGCAAGUGAUCCAGAAACGCAGAAUAGCAUUGCAAAUUCACAGCCGAAUAACCUUGUUAAAAAUUUCUGGAAUGCAACAACUAUUGUCAACCAUGAUGAGACACUUGAGCAGGAAUCUGAAGAUUUGUCAUGUGAUGAAGAAAUGAAGAUGGCUGAAAUGCGGCCACCGCUUAUUGAGACGUCCAUGAAUAAGCCGAAAGUGGUGGCACUGAACAACAAUAAGAAAGAUGAUAUUAAAGAUUCAGACUCUCUAUCGGACGAAAUAACCCAAAACAGCAAUCAGAACAACAGUAAUUGUUCCUCACCGUCACGUAUGUCAGACUCCGUCUCAUUGAACACCGUCAGCAGCCAUGAUACCUCCCUGUGCUCGCCAGAAAAAGAAUCUAGGAUUGCGAUGAGCAUAAAAUUAAGACAAGAAGAUGAAAAUUUGAACAACCUUUUACAUAAUGGAGGAAAAUUGAAAGAUGUUGAAGAGAGGCAAAUUACAGAGAUCCCGUCAUUGGACAGUGAAGAGAACUUGGUUCAAGAGAAGAGAGUCAAUAAUACGGCAGACAAACCACACAACUUGAACCAAAUCAACAUAAACAAUAACCUCACAAAUGAUGAGAGCGUGCAUCCGGAUGUUCUGAAGCGGCCGCUUAUUUCGCAGGAAUUGAGGUCUGGAGAGGGAUUUUUGAACAAUAAUGAGAAACAAGAGGCUCAACUCCUGGAAAACAGGAAGGCCUACCCCAAUAUGUGUGCAAUGAAUAAGGUUAAUGGGCACUCUCCAGAUGAGGAUAUGUCUCCAGAAAUGAGUGAGCCUUUCAGGAGUGUAUCAGAGGAUUCAGUGCCUUCUUUUGACUUGUGUGUUUCAAAGAGCACAGAUGAUUUGUCUCCACAGCUGGGAGACUCUAUGGGUCCUGUUGUGAAAUCUCACAGCAUAAACAACAUUGAGAUGGGAGAGCUAAGGAUCUAUGACAUCCUAAGUGACAGCGGCUCUCAGCAGCCAUUGUAUGUUAGCAAGUCAGCAGGGGCAAGUGGUGAAGGACAAAAUAUUGUUAGGAGCAAAUCAGCAACUUUUUUGUAUGAUCAGCCAUUGCAAGUGUUCUCUAGUUCAUCUUCCUCGUCGGAUUUGGUAUCUGCCGGAAAGAAAACCGUGUUUAAAUUUGAUUCCAACCACAACCCGGAGGCACCGUAUCCAAUGAGAGGUCCUCCGGGACCCCAGUUGUCUGCUGUGCCUCAAUAUAAUGUUCAGUACAGUAGCGGUAGUGCUGCAGCCAAAGAUAAUUUGUGGACACAGAAACAAAUGGCCUCAAUGGAUCAAGGAACCUUGCCUCCUCCACGCUUCCAUAUGUCCGACAGCUUAGAUAGCCCCAGCUACAUCAAACACUCUGCCAAUAUGAACUUUUCUAAUCAUAACAAUGUGAGGGCCGGUAACAUGUACGGUGUACACCAGAGGAUGGGACCAAGGCACGUGGAGGCAUGGGCAGUGUCCCCCAAUGAUCGGCUCCACCAGGGUGUAAGCCGUAACACUCUGCAGAGACAAGGCAGCGUCUCUUCUAAUGCUUCUAUGUCCCUGGGCGACACAGGUCCCACAAGGAGGAUUGUUGUACCCGAAGGAGACUAUAUGACUUACAGAGACAUUCAUUCAAUGGGCAGACCUCAACACAUGAUACCAGGCCCACAGAGACCGCUCUCAGCCAGGACAUAUAGCAUUGAUGGUCCCAAUGUGCCCAGACCACAGAGCGCACGGCCUUCCGUUAAUGAUAUUCCUGAGAGAACAAUGUCUGUUAGUGAUUUUAACUACUCUCGGACUAGUCCCACUAAAAAGCCAAAUGCUAGGGUUAGUUCGGAGCACUCCUUGCUGGACGCCCCAGGCAGGAGUAAGGUACCUCAUGACUGGAGAGAGCAGGUCUUGCGGCACAUAGAGGCAAAAAAGCUUGAAAAGAGCAUGCUGUCACGGUCCUUUAAUUCCACUUACACUGCAUCUAGCAGCUCUGUGUAUGGCAGCUCUAGGGAUCUGCAUGGCAGCCAAGGCAAUGUUGCCUUGAGUGUUGCUGACAGAAGAGGUUCUGGUGUUCACAUACUUCGUCACCCAACUGCUGGCAGCACAGGAGAACCUGCACAGGAUGAUGUGUUUGGGCCCGGACAGCAAAAUUAUGCGACCUUGCUCCACAAGGAGAGUUCUGUUGAUGGUGUGAAAAAGAUGCAUAUGAGCAACGGACAGAUGGGCCCACCGUCAAGAUCUCAGAGCAACUAUAGCCAGCUCCAGCAUUACCCUGCCCAGCCAUCAAUGGUACGGAUACGACUAGUGAAGGAUCCUGAAUUGGGCUUUAGUAUAUCAGGAGGUGUUGGCGGGAGAGGAAAUCCCUUCAGACCAGGAGAUGAUGGCAUAUAUGUUACAAGAGUACAAUCUGAAGGACCGGCAUCUAAACUUUUACAGCCUGGAGACAAGAUAAUACAGGCAAAUGGGUACAGUUUCCUGAAUAUCGACCAUGGGCAGGCGGUGUCUUUGUUGAAGAAGUUUCAGAGCGCCGUAGAGAUGAUCAUUUUACGGGAUGGAGCCGUGUAAACCGCAAAGGCAAUGAACUGAAAGCCAGCAAUGUGUCAAGAGACUUAAUUAGUAUAUUUUUCUAUGUAUAUAAGAAAAAGCAACUUAGAAAACCAUGCACUUGGAAUUUUGAUAUUCAAGAAAAACUAUUUGUACAGAAAUGUUGUGAAAAAUAUGUGGUUUAGGGGAGUAAACCACUGCAGAUAACGCAGCCGGGUUCCAAAGGCCUUGCUGCUCCGGUGUGAAUGUUUGAGUAGUUUUGCCUACAAGAACAAACCUGUGUUGUUUUUGUACAGAAUGUAGGUUUAUUUUUGGACAAAGCGUGUUACUAAACUCUGUAAGAUUUUACAAAAUGAGCCUAAAUUGUAGCGAGCAAGGGGGCGGAGGUCAGAACCGUCUCUACUGUAGCUAUAAGUAAUGUAGCUACAUGUAUGCCUUUCUCUCUUCACACCUGGUAUCAUUUUUAUUUUUUUUAAUACAUUUUAAAAAUCCACAACCACUUAUCUCGAGGCAGACUGAGCCAUGUUGGCUUUGCUAUGUGUAUAGAGUUUUGGCAGGCGAUACAGCAAAGUGGCACUUUUUUUUUGGUUGGCUGGGUAAUGUGGCCUCCUGUCCUAUCUGGUAUCCAGGGCCAUGUCCGAUAUAAGUGGUUUUUAUUUAGAAUAUAGGGUCUCAUUAGAAGGA